This is a messenger RNA of Osmerus eperlanus (European smelt), 3245 nucleotides long. It is a transcript of the gene acer2, whose product is annotated as alkaline ceramidase 2. Gene Ontology annotation, cellular component: Golgi membrane. The transcript is spliced from 6 exons. The coding region runs from base 286 to 1113 and encodes 275 amino acids. The record is from RefSeq and is a predicted model, not a curated record. Gene Ontology annotation, biological process: ceramide catabolic process; sphingosine biosynthetic process. NCBI's taxonomy places the organism in Eukaryota, Metazoa, Chordata, Actinopteri, Osmeriformes, Osmeridae.
GCACACGGCUGUCACUCUUGUGCUCAGCCGUAGGCUUGAACGUCACGCUAAGGUUGCUUGUAGAAAAACGGUGUCGUACAAUGCGACUUAAAGUAGAUGAGUUUAGUAUAGCACCUCGUCGUAGUUAUUCUAUACGUCGGCUCUCGAAACAUACAUCCAGUAAUUGAUCUGUUAGUGACCUACAGUUGACGGUUUCUCGUCCAUCGACUGCAACUGCACUGUACAGUGACGGCUGCUGCUGUCCGCACUGUCCAUCGCAAGAAAUAACUGUAGACUAGUCGAGACAUGACCGAUCUUAUUUUUUGGGACCAGUUGCAGGCUGGCAGCUCCGAUGUGGACUGGUGUGAAGGGAACUACAUGAUUUACCCAAGUAUUGCAGAGUUUUAUAACACGAUCAGCAACAUCUUAUUUUUUGUUUUACCGCCUAUAUUAAUGUGCUUGUUCCGUCAAUAUGCAACACAUUUCAACAGUGGAAUAUAUCUCAUUUGGAUUCUGCUGGUUGUUGUUGGUAUUGGCUCCACAUACUUCCAUGCCACCCUGAGCUUCCUGGGUCAGAUGCUGGAUGAGCUGGCUAUCCUGUGGGUGCUGAUGUGUGCCAUCGCCAUGUGGUUUCCUAAGAGAUACCUCCCUAGAAUGUUCCGGAAGGACAGGACAAGGUUCAAAGUGGUGAUAGGAAUCUUGUCUGGGAUCACCACUGGUCUGGCCUUCGUUAAGCCUAUUGUCAACUCGGUGUCACUUAUGACUCUCGGCAUCCCCUGUACUGUUCUGCUAAUCACUGAGCUUAGAAGGUGUGAGAACCCGCGUGUCUUCAAGCUGGGUCUGAUCUCAGGCAUCUGGUGGGCGCUGGCUCUGCUCUGCUGGAUUAGCGACAGGAUCUUCUGUGAGAUGUGGUCCUACGUCAACUUCCCCUACCUGCACUGCGCUUGGCACAUCCUCAUCUGCCUGGCGUCCUACCUGGGCUGUGUGUGUUUUGCCUACUUCGACGUGGCGACCGAGGCACCAGAGCGGGGUCCCGUCAUCAUGUUCUGGCCCAACGAAAGAUGGGCCUUUAUCGGGGUGCCCUACAUCACCCUGCUGUGUGUCAACACAAAGUCUUCAGUCAAGGUCACAUAGGUCUUGUUCCUGCUGUCUGUGCUUUCCACAUCCAAUCUCCCUCAGGUGCAGGUGUCUGCUUGGAAUGUGCCCAAAGCAUGGCCGGGUGGGGUUUUUACGUUGGUGGAGUUGGUUGUUUAGGGUUUCUCUAAAUGAAGUAUGAAUCAAAAGUGUGGGCGGGCGAGUCUCCAGACGACAUUCCCUUUUCUUCUCUCUUCCAUCCAUCACAUGAGACAGAUUCAGGGUUAAGGUUUACACAUCUAGACCUCUUUACAAUAUGCGUCUGCCCAGGGGACUCAGAUGCGACACACACAGGGCCUUAAGGCCCCAAGACCCUGCCAGAAUGGGUUUGAAUCAGCAUCAUGCAUGUGAAAUGCCAGGCAGUUUCAAGGGGCGAUUAACACUUCUAUUUCAAAAACAUUUACACAUCACUCGUAUCAGUGUUUGGCUAAAUUGGGGCUUUUGCAAUUACUGAUAAUGGGUCUUUCAAUAAAGAACCUCCUCAGAUGGCUUCGCAUGUCCUUAUAAACAUAUUUGAAACGUCCAGUGUGGGGAAGUGUAGGUAUGCAGCCAGGCCAUUGUGAAAUUAUGUCAAACAAAGCAAUGGGGCACUGAGAUAUACAAAUGAGAUUAUGAAAACUAAUCUCUUAACCUCAUGCCUACUUUCACAAUGCCUUAAACAAAUUAUGGACAAGCUAUUUUGAAUAUGUUUAUAAGGAAACUACUAAACACUAAUGAAAAAGGUCAUUUCUGACUGCCUGUAUAGGCCUCACCGUUCCAAAUGACCAGAAUUUGCAAAACAGAGUUCUUGGUAAUGGCUUUUGUGCUCUAUUUCGUUUACAGCACACCUAAAUAAUUUAAGGACAGUGUUAUAAAAGCACUUUGAGAGAAUUUCUGCAAAGUAUUACUUCAGUUAUCUUCUCAUAUUUGUAUUGAGUUUAGAGUCUUUGUGUAUGUCCUCCAAAUGUAAAGGGAAAAAUGUGUACAAACAUAUCAUUAGGGACAUCAAGAUGUAGAUUCUCAAGGGCACAGGUACCGGGUUGAGCUGGAGAACAGUUGUGUUGACAUGAAAAGGUUUUUUUUUUCUUUUUUGAAGAGUGGUUUGAUUCUAGCUAAUCAUGACAGUAAAUUAUAACCAAUGACAUAUAUAUUUUAUGUGAAAGGCAUGAUAAGUAUAUAGGUGAAAUAUAUGUUUCUUCUGUUGGUGUCAUCUUCUAUGCUAUUUGAUGACAGUGCAAUUGCCAUGCGUUGUUGAGUCAUCCCCAUGUUGGGAGACUGGAAUGUUCUGUGGUUGUCACUCUCUGUGGCCUGGUUCAUAAAGUUGCACAUAAACACAGUUUUAAUAGGAGAACAAACAAAAAACAAAGUAUUUCAACAUGAUACAAUACUCGUCAUUCUACGUCUAAUAUCAGACAUCCUCUGGAGACUGAUGUUUAAUAUCUGACAUUUAUCUAGUAUCAGACAUCCUCUGGUGACUGAUGUUUAAUAUCUGACAUGUAUCUAGUAUCAGACAUCCUCUGGUGAAUGAUGUUUAAUAUCUGACAUGUAUCUAGUAUCAGACAUCCUCUGGUGACUGAUGUUUAAUAUCUGACAUGUAUCGGGUUUUGAGCCAGACGUCAGACGUCACUAUUCCCAGUUAAGUCAUGGUUACUUGUGCCAAAAUGUUUGCAGAUUUUUUUUCUUUUUUUAUGUUUUGCAUGGCAUGGUUUCUAAGUACAGGUGUGAGUGCAGAGUUUGGUUGGUUAAGACUGUAGAAAUGACCAUAUUUUUGUGAACCUGACAGUCUUUUUCCAAACACCAGGAACCUCAUUCAGUGAGAUGAUCUGUUGUCAAAGCAUGGACGGAUUGUUAAUGUUGUACAGCUUUACUGUUAGAAAGGAAAGGAUUGUCAUUGGAUGCAUUAUCAACACACUAUAAUGUAAUAACAAAUUGCCAUUUCAUCUUUGAUUAAUACUGUUCAUGUAGAAAAUUGUUGAACUAGGGUGAGUCUUUUAGGAGUGAGAUCGUGGGUAAAAGAAGAGGGCUUCACUUGGGGAAACUAAUUUGCUUGCAAGAAGUUGAGUUGCACGGUAUAAACAUUUAAAGGCAGCACCAAAAAAACCUAAGAAACACCUGUUUCAAAACUGUCUCCAAUGAUGUGAUAUGUUUUGUAA